GCCAGCAGGUGGCGUGUAGGAAGUCCAAAUCGCUAUUUAUAUUUUCGUUAUGUUCACCGGUGUUUUUGCGAAGCAAAAAAUUAGGGUGUUUCGAAAAUAAUUUUGAAGUGCUUUUGGUAGAUAGUUUUACUCGAACAGUUAGAAAAUACGAAGUUUUUAGCUUGGUUUAGAAUGUAAGGUUAUAUACCUACGUCUCCAUUUAUAUUCGUAGAUGCCAUUGAAGAAAUUUGCAAAAAAUCAGAAUAACAAAAAGAUUGUAAAAAUGGAUGAUCCCGAGAAUAAAGCAAAGUCGUUUAUUGAAAAGUUCGUUGGAGACAUUAGUAAAUAUUCCGCAACAAAACAAAUUGCUUUGGGAACAACUAGUGGAUGGGUGACUGGGUUUUUGGCUAUGAGAGUCGGCAAAACCGCGGCCCUUGCACUGGGUGGCGGAAUAAUUUUGCUCGAAAUAGCCAAUGAGAAAGGCUACAUUAAAAUUAACUGGGAUAAAGUACAAAAAAAUCUAGACAAAGUUAGCGAUAAAGUUGAGGAAAAAAUGACCGGGCAAGCUCCAGGUUGGAUGGACAAGGUCGAAAGAUAUGUGGAUAAACAAGUUGAUAAAGCAGAAAGCACCUUCAAAAAGAAACAGGGGGAGGCCCGGUCAUGGUAUUCGCGGCUAAUGGGGGACUCCGAAUGCCAGCUUAAGGAGGUUCACAUUUUCUUAGUCUCUUUUGUUGCCGGCAUGGCCAUUGGGAUCGGCACUGCUUGAAUCCACUAUUGUUCUACUCAGUGUGUUAAAUUAUGUAUUAAAACGCUAGGACUGUAAUAACUUAUAACAAUGUAAUGAAAAUACUUCAAGUUAUUAUUCUCAUCUAAGUAGUAAUGUAAGUUGGAAAGGUUGAGCCGAACUAGUUAUAAAAAACAAUAUGUAAUAAUUUUAAACCUGUUAUCAUUAUUUAUUUAGUAGCCAAUAAACCAAACGUAUUUGUAAGUAUUAUUUCAUUCGAUCAACAUUUUUAUACAGGCUAAGAUUCUGUACAAGUUGGGUUGAAAAUUAAAAAUAGGAUAGACAUGA
Messenger RNA from Tribolium castaneum (red flour beetle), 1051 nucleotides. Its product is annotated as FUN14 domain-containing protein 1. NCBI's taxonomy places the organism in Eukaryota, Metazoa, Arthropoda, Insecta, Coleoptera, Tenebrionidae. Gene Ontology annotation, cellular component: mitochondrial outer membrane. The record is from RefSeq and is a predicted model, not a curated record. Gene Ontology annotation, biological process: autophagy of mitochondrion. The coding region runs from base 212 to 745 and encodes 177 amino acids. The transcript has 4 exons.